Fusarium sp. VM40 is the source of this 2703-nucleotide messenger RNA. Lineage: Eukaryota; Fungi; Ascomycota; Sordariomycetes; Hypocreales; Nectriaceae. The record is from the annotation of a GenBank genome assembly.
AUGCCUAGAUUCGGUGUUGCGUUCAACAGGCGGAAGUCAACCGCAACCUCGGAGGAUUUCCAGAAUGGCUCAGUGACACCAGAGCCAUCAUCAUUCCGAGUUAUUGAACGAACCGACCCUGCGCUUGGCAAAUCAUUUGACGGGGGUGCCAGAUUGGCCAGGGCGUCCGGCGGCCACAUUCCUAAGCAUAGUCAUCUGGAACUCGACACUGAAGAUAACAUGUUCGCUGAUCUCAAGAGCGGCAACAGGGGAAGUGGGGCAUCUAAUACGACCAAAGCCACAUCAACUGAUACCUCAUCAAGGCACAGCAAUGCCUCGACUGCCCCUUCAUCUACGAAUCUCGAGGGACAGGAAGAACCAAAGCAUUCUUCAAAGAAAAACCUGCACGAUAUCGCUCCUCGAUCAGGAGUCAAGUCGAGCGGGUCCGGAUUUCUGAACAGAGCGGGUCGAACUUUUUCUUUCGGUGUCCAGAAAAAACACAGCGCUUCUUCUCCAAAGAUCGACAACAACGACAUCCCUCCCGUUCCAACUAUUCAACAGGAUGCUUAUGGUGGAAGAGCUAGAGGUCUGACCGAAUCCACAACUAGCACUGCUACACCGCCCAAGUUGGAGAUGGAAAACGGAAGCGAUAUGGAUAUGGGCGGAGAUUUCGGCUCCAUGUUCACGUCAUUCGACAAGAGGGCGAGUGUUGCUACCAUGAGACCCGAUGGAUCCAUCGCUCCUCGCUCUCUGACUAGCAACAGGCCUAUUCAGCCUCCUCCUUUGAGCAUCAACAAAUCCACAAAGGUCGAGCAAGGCCCCGAGUCAUGGCACAGCCGAAACGAGGACGAUAACCUACUUGGAUCCCAGCCCGGCUCACCUGAACUCGACGAUGUGCCACCGCCUGUUCCGCGACACCAAAGCUCCUUCAAGACCACUAGCCGGCCAUCCGACAUUAUUGAGGAUGAGGAUGCCAAGCUCCUGCAGGAUUCUAUCACAGUAGGACGCUUACUCUCCGAAUCUAGCUCCAACCCUCCUGCCGGCCGCUACCGACGAAACGAGGAUUCUUACUCUUCGUUCGAGAGAAAGCCUCUCAAUACGAGCUUCAACAGAGGAGACGAUAACCUGUUCGAAGGAACUACGGCGCAAUCCUCGCGUGUCAACAACCGCUAUAACUCGCGAGCUCCUAGCCCACAACGCAAUAACAAGGUCAUGACACCAGCUCAAUUUGAAAAGUACCGAAAAGACAAGGAGCGCCAUAGUUUGAGUGACGGAGUUCAGCAAUCGACCGCCAACGAUGACGACGACGAGAUCAAUUAUGAUGAUGAUGAGGACGAGAUUGAAAAGUCCAAGCAGCAAGCAAAGCAGCGAAGAAAGCAAGAGGCUCAUAUGGCGGUUUACCGACAGCAGAUGAUGAAGGUUACUGGUGAACAGCCUGAUAUGCAAUCGCACGAGCGCCCUGGCCUAGCUAGUUCGAUGAGCGCACCUCAGCUUCACCUCACAAAGACCCCAUCUCCGGGACUUCCUCCUGGUGGUUCUGAUGAGGAUGACGAUGAAGAGGUUCCUUUGGCUAUUCUCCAGGCUCACGGUUUCCCCAACAAAACCCGCCCACCAGCUAGACUGAGCACCAUGGGAUCCAACCCGAACCUGCGAGCAUCUACCCAGUUGGCACCGCCAAGGCCUGGCUCGGCUAUGGGCGAGAGCAGCCAAAACCAACGUCACUCGAUGCUCCCUGCCUUUGCUCGCGGCCUUCCUCAGGAUCCUUUCGUUGGUGCCAGUAUCUCGAAGCCGGCCAUGCGUGAAUCGUUGACUUUCAGCGGUGGCCUUCCUGCCUCGGAAUCCCAACAGUCUCUACCGCCUGGUGGCUUGGUUGGCGUGAUUGCUAACGAGGAGCGCUCGAGGGCUAUGCGACGAGGUGGCCCCAGUGCUAACGGCCAGAAGUUUAUUCCUGGCAUGAAUGCGCCGCAGGGUCCUCCCUUUGACAACACGCCUCAGGGAAUGAUGAACGCUAUGGCAGGCAUGUACAAUAUGCCAGGCAUGGGCAUGUCCCAACAACAGAUGGCUCCACCGCAGCUUACAGUGGGAGACCAGGCACAACUUCAAAUGACCCAGCAGAUGUCCCAGUUCAUGCAAAUGCAGAUGCAAUUUAUGCAGAUGAUGGCAUCCAACAACCAGCAGCAACCAGGAGGAAUGAUGCCACCGAUGGAAAUGCCUUACGGAGGCAUGUCCGCAACACAGUCUAUGAACGACCUCUCAGGACGGCACUCGAUGAUGCUGGAGCCGACUCUGGAGCCCCCUCAGCGUAUGGACGCCGGAAUGCGUACUAUGAGCAUGAUCCAGCCCCGGCCAGGCAGCUCGUUUCUGCCGCUACCCGGCGGUUAUGCUGGUUCAGUUCACGGCAUGCCCAUGGGCGGCUAUACCCCGUCGAUUGCGCCUUCUGAGCGAAGCAACAUUGGUCUACCCGGUCGAUACCGGCCAGUUUCACAGAUGCCUGGCCCCGCAGUUCCCGACCCUCAUCGACGAACCAACACCAUGUCUGGGGCGCUAGGUCGUUGGGAUGAGCCCAAAGGCAAGUCAACUAUCAAUGUGGUUAGUGCUUCUGGUGAUGGGUCAGAUGAAGACGAUGAGGAAGGGUGGGAGGCGAUGAAGGCGAAGCGUGAUAAGAAGCGCAGCAUGUGGAAGAGCAAGAAGGGAACGGGAAGUGAUUUCGGAACCAUGAUAUAA